This is a messenger RNA of Lactuca virosa, 342 nucleotides long. The record is from the annotation of a GenBank genome assembly. NCBI's taxonomy places the organism in Eukaryota, Viridiplantae, Streptophyta, Magnoliopsida, Asterales, Asteraceae.
AUGUCAGCAUAUUACAUCAUUAGUGAAGAUGAGCGUCGUGGAAAAAACCAAAAGAAAACAUCAAUAUGGGCACGAGUGAAGGAGAUAUGUGAUGCAAAUCAAGCAGAAAACCCAGGAAAGCUUGGUAACAAAAACAUAGCUCAAAUGAAAGGUCGUUAUAAACGACUUAAUGAAAGUGCUGGAAAAUGGGUUGGUGUUUACCGAGAAACAUAUAGAAAAAGAAGAAGUGGGAUGAAUAUGAAAGAUGUUGAGAAUGAAGCUCAUAUGUUAUAUGAGACAAGUGGAAGCAAGUUCAAUGACACAAUUGUUUUUAGUGAGGUUAUGUGUAGACAUCGAAAAUGA